CUAUCGGAAGUCAACGAGAGCUUCACUAACACUGAACUCUCCAUUUCCCUGCACUACUUCCCUGCUCCUGUUGACCUCCAGCCCUAUUCGGUCGCAUAUAUUGCCGUUUCGACACUGUCCCGUUAUUCACUUGUUUCCCUUCGGUCAAACACCGUAACCCGCCAGCAUGUCGCGAAGAUACGAUUCAAGAACUACUAUCUUCUCCCCAGAGGGUCGCCUGUACCAGGUGGAAUACGCCCUGGAAGCCAUCUCACACGCAGGAACGGCCCUGGGGAUUCUCGCCCAGGAUGGAAUCGUCCUGGCCGCGGAGAGGAAGGUCACGAGCAAGCUGUUGGAGCAGGACACUUCCGCCGAGAAGCUUUACAUCCUCAACGACAACAUGAUCUGCGCCGUGGCUGGAAUGACGGCUGACGCCAACAUCCUCAUCAACUACGCCCGACAAGCCGCCCAACGCUACCUCCUCACAUACAACGAAGACAUCCCCUGCGAGCAGCUCGUCCGUCGGCUGUGCGAUCUGAAGCAAGGGUACACGCAACACGGCGGUCUGCGUCCGUUCGGCGUGUCCUUCAUCUACGCCGGCUACGACCCGCAGACCCACUUCCAGCUGUACCAGAGUAACCCGAGCGGUAACUACGGCGGAUGGAAGGCCACGAGCGUGGGCGCGAACAAUGCAAGCGCGCAGAGCUUGCUGAAGCAGGAUUAUAAUGGGGACUGUAAUCUGAAGGAAGCGUGCGGACUGGCGGUGAAGGUGCUGAGCAAGACCAUGGACUCGACCAAUUUGAGCAGCGAGAAGAUUGAAUUUGCUACCGUGGGCAAGACGAAAGAGGGCAAGGUCUACCAUCACUUGUGGGGUGCGGAGGAGAUUGAUGCUCUGCUCAAGGAGCAUGGAUUAGGGAAGGCCAAGGAGGAGGAGGACGAGGACAGGAUGGAACGCUAGGCGGUGAUAACUUGCUUGGGACUCACCGUUCACAGUUGCUAUUCUAGAUUUAAUGGAGUCGGCAUGGCGAACCAGGGACAUGACUUGGGGAACGAUUCUUGUGAUUGAUAAUUCUCCAUGCCAAAAUCUUUGCCGAUGAUAGGGCGUUGGCUAAGGAAGAACCAUUAACCAAGAAAUACUGGCGCAUGGGGCUUGUAGAAGUGUCAUGCAGUGAUUCUAUUCAGCUUCAACCUCUUGUUCAUAAGAAGCACGGUACCUCUAACGGAUUUAUCUCGCGGGAAUGUACGCAGGCGCUUCAAUCUCAUACCUCCUGCUGCGGAACAUCCGUAAUCUGAACCGAUUUCAUCGAUGUCUCAUUGGAGUCAAGCUGCCGGGCGACG
Molecule: messenger RNA, 1317 nt
Organism: Eremomyces bilateralis CBS 781.70
Lineage: Eukaryota; Fungi; Ascomycota; Dothideomycetes; Eremomycetales; Eremomycetaceae
Product: N-terminal nucleophile aminohydrolase
Exons: 4
Coding region: 167-937 (256 amino acids)
Biological process (GO): ubiquitin-dependent protein catabolic process
Cellular component (GO): proteasome core complex, alpha-subunit complex; cytosol; proteasome core complex
Source: RefSeq, a predicted model, not a curated record